AUGCGCAUUUCCUUCGUUGCCCUUGGCCUGUUCGCCGGCUCUGUCCUGGCCGAGCGCCAGCACCUUCUGUACGAGUCGCAGCGCCUUAUCAAGGUCAGCGAGGGCGCCAAACCGCGCUGGGUCAGCAUCGACGAUAUCCUGGUUCUGCGCCGCACCGGCGUCAAGUUUGUCGACAUCACCGACGUCCAGGAGCUGUACGAGCCCAAGUCGGACUUUAGCGGCGCCAGCUACAUCUCGAAGCUGCCCGACUCGCUGGCCCACGGGUCCGAGGUCAAGAAGGCCACGGCGGACCUGACCACACAGCUGUACGGCGACGUGCUGACGCCCUUCACAGCCUUCCACAACCGGUACUACGACUCGGAGAAUGGCCGCAAGUCGUCCGAGUGGCUCCAGGGCCAGGUUUCGGCGCUGGUUGAGGCGUCCAAGGCAAACGUCACUGUCCGUGCGUUCCCCCACCGCUUCCCGCAGUCAUCGAUCAUCGCGCGCGUUGAGGGCACGGGCGCCAAUGCCGAUGAGACCGUGGUUCUUUCGGCCCACCAGGACUCUGUCAACCAGUGGAUUCCGUGGUUCGGCCGGGCCAACGGCGCCGACGACGACGGCUCGGGCACUGUCACCAUCCUCGAGGCCUUCCGUGUGCUGCUGAAGCGCGGCUUUGCGCCCUCGCGCUCUGUCGAGUUCCACUGGUACGCCGGCGAGGAGGGCGGCCUGCUGGGCUCGCAGGACAUUGCGCUGUCGUACCAAAAGGCCAAGCGCAAGGUCGUCGCCAACCUGCACUUUGACAUGACUGGCUUCUGGAGGGGCUCCGAAGUCAUUGGCCUGGUGUCUGACCGCACUGACGCCGAGACGCGCAAGCUGACCAAGCUGCUGGCCGAGACCUAUACCAAGUUCAAGACCCAGGAGUUUGCCUGUGGAUACGGCUGCUCUGACCACGCUAGCUGGAAUAAGGCUGGGUACCGGUCUGCCAUGGCCUUUGAGUCUGCCGAGUUGGAGGCCAACACAAACGUCCACUCGCCGCGCGAUACUGUCGAGACUCUGGACUUUGACCACAUGCUCGAGUUCUCAAAGCUUGCGGUUGCCUUUGCCUACGAGGUCGGCUAUGCCAAGUAAUACACAUGGCUCCUGCCAAUGUCGUUACGAGUUUCAUAUUGUUUGCUUUUUGCACAUCCAGACCCAGACUUUGAGGUUUUCCCAUGUCAUAAUAGACUUUGAUCACACCGCUC
Linderina pennispora is the source of this 1220-nucleotide messenger RNA. RefSeq names its product Zn-dependent exopeptidase. Bases 1 to 1107 code for a protein of 368 amino acids. Gene Ontology annotation, molecular function: metalloexopeptidase activity. Lineage: Eukaryota; Fungi; Kickxellomycota; Kickxellomycetes; Kickxellales; Kickxellaceae. Gene Ontology annotation, biological process: proteolysis. The transcript has 2 exons. The record is from RefSeq and is a predicted model, not a curated record.